Messenger RNA from Chrysochloris asiatica (Cape golden mole), 630 nucleotides. Its product is annotated as COP9 signalosome complex subunit 8-like. The record is from RefSeq and is a predicted model, not a curated record. The transcript is spliced from 8 exons. Gene Ontology annotation, biological process: COP9 signalosome assembly; protein deneddylation. NCBI's taxonomy places the organism in Eukaryota, Metazoa, Chordata, Mammalia, Afrosoricida, Chrysochloridae. Gene Ontology annotation, cellular component: COP9 signalosome. The coding region runs from base 1 to 630 and encodes 209 amino acids.
AUGCCAGUGGCGGUGAUGGCGGAAAGCGCCUUCAAUUUCAAAAAGUUGUUGGAUCAGUGCGAGAACCAGGAGCUCGAGGCUCCUGGAGGAAUUGCUACAGCCCCGGUGUACGGUCAGCUCCUGGCUUUGUACCUGCUCCACAAUGACAUGAAUAAUGCAAGAUAUCUUUGGAAAAGAAUACCACCUGCUAUCAAAUCUGCACAUUCUGAACUGGGGGCGAUCUGGUCCGUGGGACAGAGGAUCUGGCAGCGAGACUUCCCUGGGAUCUACAUGGCCAUCGGUGCUCACCAGUGGUCGGAGGCGGUGCAGCCCAUCAUGGACGCCCUGAGAGACGCGACCAGGCGGCGGGCCUUUGCCCUGGUGUCCCAGGCGUAUACCUCCAUCCUCGCUGACGACUUUGCUGCCUUUGUGGGACUUCCUGUUGAAGAGGCAGUGAAAGGCAUCUUGGAGCAAGGAUGGCACGCUGACUCCGCCACAAGAAUGGUCAUGCCCAAAAAGCCAGUUGCAGGAGUCCUGGACGCGCCCUUUAACCGGUUCAGUCCGCUGUCAGAGUCUGCCCCUGUCCCGCCCAUCCCCAAUGAGCAGCAGUUGGCCAGACUGACGGACUACGUGGCCUUCCUGGAGAACUGA